This is a messenger RNA of Fusarium sp. VM40, 846 nucleotides long. The record is from the annotation of a GenBank genome assembly. NCBI's taxonomy places the organism in Eukaryota, Fungi, Ascomycota, Sordariomycetes, Hypocreales, Nectriaceae.
AUGUCGAAUUCGGUGACGGCCUCCAAAGCCCUUAGGGGCGUGUUUUCCUCUCUUUCAACGAGGCAAUGCCAGCGUUGUUUUUCUAGCAGUGCCCUUCAACCCAAGCAGCUCCGACCGACUCUCCCGCGAGCGCCCAUGCAGUCGAGACAGCCAAUUACUCAGCGCCGAACCAAGUACAAGACAAUCGAGCAGGCCAAGAGCCGAUAUAGCAAUGGGCCGUUUUCUUGGAAGGCCGGAAUCAUGUUCGUCGGCACUUGCGGACUAUUGGUUUGGUACUUCGAGUUCGAGAAGGAGCGCAUGCAGCGCAAGAGAAUAGCUGAGGCCGCCAAGGGCGUGGGCCGACCAAAGGUUGGAGGAACAUUCGAGCUGAUAGAUCAAGAUGGGAAGCCUUUCACAAACGAGAUGAUGAAGGGCAAGCAUUCUCUGGUCUAUUUCGGCUUUACCCGAUGCCCCGAUAUCUGCCCCGAAGAGCUCGACAAGAUGUCUACCAUGCUGGACAUUGUGGAAGAGAAGGCCCCCGGCGCGCUUCUCCCCAUCUUCAUUACCUGCGACCCUGCUCGUGACACACCAAAGGCACUCAAGGAAUACCUCGGCGAGUUCCACGACAAGUUCAUUGGCCUGACUGGUACAUACGAUCAAAUUAAGGACCUCUGCAAGAAGUACCGCGUCUACUUCAGCACACCACAGAACGUUAAGCCCGGACAGGACUACCUGGUGGAUCACAGCAUUUACUUCUACCUCAUGGAUCCCGAGGGUGAUUUUGUUGAGGCAUUGGGUAGACAGCACUCGCCGCAGCAGGCUGCUGCACUUAUUCUGGACCAUAUGAAGGACUGGGAUAAGAAAUAA